AAAUCAGGGAUUAUGAAAGUUGCUGGGUUGGGACUAAAGUAAGCUACCACCUGUGUUACAACACGCGUUUACAGUCAGGUUUCCCAGAGUUAUGUGAGUUUUCUUUUACAACAGUGGACUUUGAAGUUUUGUAAUGAAGUUAAGUAAGUCGUAGUAUUGUCGGCGACGCCGUGGGUCUCGGUUGACAGGCUAGCUAACGGCUAACGGCUGCUACUCCUGAGAUUUGUCUGACACAUGGUACAUGAAGGGUCACAGCUGCACUCGGCUUAUUUCCCUCUUCAGUGUCUGGCAGUGCCGAGCAGGGCAUUAACAUGACUGCAACCCAGGCGUGACAGGUGACAGUGGAGGGAGGAUAAACACGAUGGACGCACCAGACACCAACUUUUCACGUAAGGAGGAAAACCCAUGGGAAGACCUGGACCCCCCUGCUCUCUCAGGCAGCAUGUCCAUAGACAAGCUCCUACCGGCUCUCCUGGAGUGCUUUGGGAUCAUACUAUGUGGAUACAUCGCAGGGAGGGCAAACAUCAUCACGUCCACCCAGGCCAAAGGCUUGGGCAAUUUUGUGUCCAAGUUUGCCCUCCCAGCGCUGCUGUUCAAGAACAUGGUGCAGCUGGACUUUGGUAAUGUCAUCUGGCCUUUCCUGUGGAGCAUCCUCAUCGCCAAAGUGUCUGUGUUUUUCAUUGUCUGCGUCCUCACGCUGAUAGUUGCCAGCCCCGAGAGCCGCUACAGCAAAGCUGGGCUCUUCUCAAUAUUUGCCACCCAAAGCAAUGACUUUGCCCUGGGAUAUCCCAUUGUUGAGGCCCUGUACAAGAGCACAUACCCAGAGUACCUCCAGUACAUCUACCUGGUUGCACCUGUGUCCCUGAUGUUUCUAAAUCCCAUUGGCUUCGCCUUCUGCGAGAUCCAGAAGUGGAAGAACCAAGGGAACCACCAGCAGAGCAAACUUGUCAUUGUGGGACUUGUAGUUUUACAGGUCCUGAAGAACCCUAUAGUGUUCAUGGUCGUCAUCGGCAUCAUCGCCCAUUUUGCCCUGCACCAGACAAUUCCUCCCUUCAUGGCUGAGUUUGUGGACGGCUUGGCCAACUCUUUUGGGGGAGCAGCUCUGUUCUACUUGGGUCUCUCCAUGGUGGGACAGUUGGGGAAAUUAACCAGAUCCACAGUGGUGACACUGAUAUUACUCAUUACAGCAAAACUGUUGUUGAUGCCCCUGAUUUGUAAGGACAUGGUGGAUCUGCUGGACAAUAGCAACAGCACUGCCAUGAACCACUCAAGCCUCUCCAAUUAUGCCUUUCUUUAUGGAGUGUUUCCCACUGCGCCAAGUGUGGCCAUCUAUGCUGUCUAUUACAACACAGAGCUAGAAGUUGUAACCUCUGGAAUGGUGAUCAGCACUUUUCUCUCAGCUCCAAUAAUGUAUGUUUCUGCCUGGUUACUGACGAUACGUUGGAUGGAUCCUCAGCUUCUGAUGAAUUCACUGCAGAAUGUCACCUUUAACAUAAGCAUAGUGAGCUUGGUUGCACUGGUGUGGACGAUUACUGUCAUGUUUUUAAGUAAGAAAUUCAAGAGGCUACCUCACAUGUUUACAGUCAACCUUUUCUUGGCACAGAUUCUAACUUGUGUCGGGAUGAUCUUGUGGAACUUUGUGGUGAAAGAAGACAACUUUGUCGGGCAGGUCCUGACGUUCACAUUAGUGUGUACCUCACUCUACAGUACCUAUGUUUGGCCAGGUUUAAUAGCACUCUCUCUUGUGCUCCUGAGAGGAUUUGAGGAUGUGAAAGUUUCGCCAGGCCUGUUUGUCAUUGCAGGCUGGGGGGUUCCAGCCUCAAUAAGUGCUGUGUUGCUCAUUUCUGGGCAAAGAAUGUCUGACACAAUUGACUCUGCUUUCUUUUAUGGCACCCCACAGAUAAUCUGCACCACAGUUGUAGUUGCCCUCAGCAUACUGCUGGGAGGAAGCUCUCUAGUUUGUCUCAGCAGAGGAAGCUGGGCCCAGAACGACCAAAUCCAAGAGGGAAACUCCGCUGAGGAUCUUGUGACUGAGGUUGAACCUGAUAACCAGACUCUUUUUGAGCCAGUCACCACAUCAGGCGAUCCCAACAGAGCGUGCCUCAUAUGUGAGUGUGCGCCACCCCAGCCCAUGCCUGACAUGAUCAUCAGCACAAAUAUGAACGGCACACCAACCACACUCUCAGGUCAUUGUGAGAACAGCUGUGUAUCUACUGACUGCCUGCUCGUCCAAGUGGAGGAGCUGCAACAGGUCGCAGACAGACAAGUGGCCCGUCAUGUGCUCUUAUGUCUGCUCCUGACUGUCAGCUUGCUCGCUAAUCUGUCCAGCUGCUUGUGGGUGCUCUUCAACCCUGUUCCUGGUCGACUCUACUUGGAGCUGCAGUUCUUCUGUGCUGUGGCCAACUAUGGACAGGGUUUUCUCUCCUUUGCUCUGUUUGGGCUGGACAAGCAUUUAAUUAUAGUGCCAUUUAAGAAGAGGUUAUACAGUCUGUGGUAUGGGAGGAAGCAAGAGGAGCAGCCGCAGACCGAUUUACCUGAGGAAAUCAGGAUGACUUGCACUCAGUUCACCAAAUACCACAAGGACCAGUGUUUUCAUGACAUUGUCAAAAAAAGAAGGUGUGGGAAGAGGACUAUGGUGGAGUGUUUUCUUGGCUGUGAACUUGUAGAGUGGCUCCAGCAGGUGGGCUUGGCUCAGGACCAGGGUGAGGCGGUACUCUACGGGACGCGGUUACAGCAGGGCGGUGUGCUCCAGCACAUCAGUAAGGAGCACGAUUUCCAGGACAGUCGCCUUUACUACCGCUUCAUGACAUAAGUUACAAAGUAUAGAUUUAAUGGCAUUUCAGUUGAGAAAAAAUGACAAUGCAAAUACAUCUUGUGCUCGGGCAGCAGGAAGAACAAUGCUGACAUUUCAAACUGUAUUUGCACUGCCUUGCUCUGUGCACAUCCUGUACAGUACAGCGUUUCACAGUACAGUUUUGUGCAGUGCAACAUCCCGGUCGAGUGUUGGAACAGACCGUACUUGACUGUGAUGUUGGGUGUGUUCAGAUGAGCUUGAACCUUAAAAACCAAACAGGUCAGGGAGUAAUCCAUCAUGUGGAGUUGAUCUUAAAGGGAAUUUUUUUUUUUUCUGUGACAACCUGUCUUAUUUUUGCAGUUUUACUUUUAACAUUUCACUCAGCAGGAUAACUGCUAAGAUUUUGUGCUGCGGCAACAUUGCUACAGAAGCCAGUCAGGACAGGAACAUGAGCUGUCAGAUGAUCAUACAUAUUCAGUAAACGCCCAAUUUGCCAAAUUAUCAAAACCAUUUAUUUUGAGGUAAAACCUAAAGUGGGAGGACUUGAAAAGGCCAUUAUAAUCCCUAUAAUCAAUGUGUGGAUGUGUAGCUAGUACUUAAUUCUGUAGAUUAGAAUUUAAUCAACACUUACUUAAUCUUCAAAUUGUAACUGACAUCAACAGUAGGCAGUAAUAAUUCAAAGAUGUGCCUGUUUUCCUUUCAAGUUAAUAUUUAAGUUGUCUGUUUUCCUCGUGCUGUUUGACUCUGCUGUAGUGAUGUUGCUGCUUCCUUUAAUCUGCAAUAAAGCUAAUGAGUUCAUUAUGAACCAAAAAGGGACUGACAGCCCAAACUGCAAAAAUAAGAGCCAUGAUGCUUUCUAUUAAUAUGCCUUUUCAAGAAUAACACAACAGGUAGUGUAAAUCUCAAAAGGGUAAAAUAAGACUUUGCUGCUUUUUAAAGACUUUUUAAAGUAUUUUAUGCAAUCAGCACAUCAACCUGGACUUUCAGUUUUUAUUUUAUGUUGUGUCGCUGUGUGAGCAAUAAUGCACAAAGAGCUGUCCUCGUAAAACUUCUUAUAGGUGCAGUCAAAAAAUGCCUGCCUUCUGCUGAAUGUAUUAUUUUGCUUUACAGGGACACUUUCAUCACUCUUCUACCAAAGCCACUUGCCUAAAGAAAAAAAGGGACAAUGUGGUUAAAUCUGCAUCCAUUUUUUAGCGCCUUUUUGUUGCCAGUAAAGUUUGUGAAUAAGUUAGUUUCACCAGUUAGUGAACUGGUGAUGGGGCAUACAGCAUGCUGUGAUAACAUGCAGUUUAAUUGCACUGAAGUAGAAAGGUGAUUUAUAUGGUCUAUGUUUGUGGUAUCUCUGGUGGUUUGAAAAAGAAAAACAAGCAUUUGCCAUGUUUCAUUGAUAUAUUUUAUUACUUUUUAAAAGCAAACUGAAAAUUUAGUUUAAACAAACUAAAAAGCCAUCAUUACUAAUAAAUAACCAAAUGAAAGAGUGUCAGAACUCAGCCAGGGCUAAAUGAGCUGCUGUAAUUGUUUUUUUCCUCUCAGGUA
Messenger RNA from Epinephelus fuscoguttatus (brown-marbled grouper), 4330 nucleotides. RefSeq names its product G protein-coupled receptor 155a (gene gpr155a). Gene Ontology annotation, cellular component: membrane. Gene Ontology annotation, biological process: intracellular signal transduction; transmembrane transport. Bases 362 to 2812 code for a protein of 816 amino acids. The record is from RefSeq and is a predicted model, not a curated record. The transcript has 16 exons. NCBI's taxonomy places the organism in Eukaryota, Metazoa, Chordata, Actinopteri, Perciformes, Serranidae.